Molecule: messenger RNA, 1133 nt
Organism: Nelumbo nucifera (sacred lotus)
Lineage: Eukaryota; Viridiplantae; Streptophyta; Magnoliopsida; Proteales; Nelumbonaceae
Source: RefSeq, a predicted model, not a curated record
UGUGGGUUCAUAGUGAGUACUUGUUUGAUUAAUUAAUCACAUAUAUAGCUAGAAUGGAAAUCAAGAGAGAUGAGAUAGAGCUUUUUGAGAUGCAGAGAAUGCAGAGGCUUCGGAAAGCAGCCUUGGAAGGGAGUGUGAACUCCUUGCACGGAUUGCUUGAAGAGGACGAGCUCAUUCUCCAUAGAGCCAGUGUGGCUUGUCCCACUGAAACUGCUCUGCACAUAGCAUCUGUGCUGGGUCACGUCGAUUUCGGUAGAGAGCUUCUCUGCUGCGAGCCUCGGCUUGCUACCCAGCCUGACAUCCGACGGCGACAAACACCCCUUCACUUGGCCUCCGCAAAUGGGCAUCUUCAGCUUGUAAGAGWGCUGCUCAUUGCCAAUCCAGAAGUUUGUYUUGCUCGGGAUCGGGAUGGCAACACCCCUCUCCAUCUGGCAGCGAUUCAGGGCCGAGUGGAGGUGGUAAAAGAGCUGGUUCGGAUGAGACCCCAAGCGACCCGGAUGCUUGUGGAUCGUCGGCAGACCAUCCUGCACCUCUGCGUCAAGCAUGAUCGCUUGGAAGCCCUAAAGCUGUUGGUGAACUCAACUGGUGAUGAUUAUGAGUUCGUGAACUCCGAAGAUGAUGAUGGCAACACAAUCCUGCAUCUUGCAGUCGCUGAUCGGCAGAUUGAUGUAAGACUUUCAUGCUUCCCUAACUUUGUCACAUCAAUGGCUUUAACUUACUUGUUUUCGAUAUUAGCCUUGACACCACGUACUGUGUUAAAAGAACUGGACCGUCAAUUGAUAAUAGCAGUGAGCACAUGGUUGGGCCUGAUGACCUUGCUCGUUCUUAGCCAUAGCAUUCGCUUAACAUACAAGUGGAUGAAAGAGGCGCUUAAGCUGCUGGUGAAUUCAACUGGUGAUCACGAAUUUGUGAACUCCAAAGAUGAUGAUGGCAACACAAUCCUGCAUCUUGCAGCAGCUGAUCGGCAGAUUGAUGUGUGCAAGGAACGAGGGAUCAAAUUAUCUGGAGCCUUAGCCGCUGCUGGAUUGAUUGCCGCACAUUCAUCUAAAGACCUCCUCAAUCACCACCCGGAGAAGUACGCUGUUGUUACUCUCAUUGACUGCCGAAGCCUUUUGGACCCAGUUCUCCAAUAG